GUGCGGCCGGGUGUAGCUGUUUUGAGAUUAGUGAGCUCCUUGUGGAUAUCCCCCAGCUCUACCAUGUGGACUCGAAAGCCCCGCCGCCCCGGGUUGAUGGCCGGCGGGGUGGAAGAGCUACGGCGCCGCCGACGGGAGCGGGAGGCAGCACUGCGGAAGGCGCGGAGGGAGCAGCAACUGGUCAGCAAGAGACUGCUGAGAGAGGACGACCCGGAGGAAGCCGGAGGGGAAUCUUCGGCCGCGGUUCUGGGAGAAGCCGAGGUCCAGGAGUUCUUGCGGCUAGCCCAGCGGGGUACAGAGGAAAAGGAGAGAGAGAAGGCUCUGGUCAAUCUUCGUCGAGGCUUGCAGCACCCUGAGACACAGCAAAUUUUCAUCAGGCUGGAGGGCAGCAUGCGGACCUUGGUUGGGCUCCUGACCAGCAACAGAGCCCUGUUGCAGCUUGAGGCAGCUCGGUGCCUGCAUGAGCUUUCUCAUUCUGAGCAGUCUGUGGUGGCUGAGGCCUGCCUGCCAGCUACUUCCUACCUCCUCACCUACCUUUCUGGUCACAGCUCAGAUUUCAUAGAGCUCUGUUUGUAUACACUGGGGAAUCUGAUCGUGGAGAGUGAGGUUGUAAGACAGCAGCUCCUGCCACAGGGCAUUGUUUCAGCCUUUGCUGCCUGCAUCCAGUCCCCUCAUGUGGCUGUGCUGGAAGCCCUUGGAUAUGCCUUGUCCCAGCUUCUACAGGCUAAGGAAGCUCCAGAGAAGAUCAUUCCCUCUAUCCUGGACUCCCUCCUCCCCCAGCACAUGCUGCGAUUGAUGCAACCUGGCCCCAAACUGAACCCUGGGGUUGCUGUGGAAUUUGCCUGGUGCCUUCACUACAUCAUCUGUAGUCAGGUGAAUAAUGCUCUGCUCAUCACCCAUGGGGCUCUGUCUACUCUGGGGCUACUGCUGUUGGACUUGGCGGGGGCUGUCCAGAGAACGGAGGAGGCAGGACUGGAGCUGCUCGCAUGCCCUGUGGUCCGGUGUCUAAGCAACCUGCUGACAGAGGUGGCAGUAGAGGCUGUGGGAGAGCAAAUGCAACUCAAAGAUGAACGUAUUGUGGCAGCCUUAUUUAUCCUCUUCCAGUUCUUCCUUCAGAAACAGCCCAGCCUGCUUCCAGAGGGCCUCUGGCUACUCAAUAAUCUCACUGCAAACAGUCCUACUUUGUGUACCUCCUUGCUUUCCUUGGAUCUGAUUGAGCCCCUCUUGCAGCUGUUGCCACUAUCUAAUGUGGUUAGUGUACUGGUACUCACAGUUCUUUGCAAUGUUGCAGAGAAGGGUCCAGCUUACUGCCGGCAGCUGUGGCCAGGACCCCUGCUUCCCUGCUUGCUGAACACGUUGGCCCUCUCUGAUACUGAAGUAGUAGGCCAGAGUUUGGAGCUGCUACAGCUGCUAUUCCUGUAUCAGCCAGAGGCUGUCCAGGCCUUCCUGCAGCAAUCGGGGCUGCGGGCUCUGGAAAGGCAUCAGGAGGAGGUCCAGCUUCAGGAUCGGGUGCAUGCCCUCCAGCAGAUAGCUCUUCGCAGCUGACCUGGCUUCUCAAUGUCACACAUUAUCCUGCUUCCCAAGCUUCUUUUAGGGGUAAACAAUGGCGUCUUUGGGAUAUUAGAACCAUCAUGAGGUCUCAUGCUCUUUGCUCCUGCACCUAAGCCAACACCUUUGGAGCCCAGUUGCUCAGAUUUUUACCCAGCAUGGCCCAGAGGGGACUCUCUGGCUCAUUUAUUCUGGAGGCCCUGGACCUCCCCCAUCCCCUACGGUCCCCCCUUUGGGAUGGGGUUGUACUGUGUUGCCCACACUGGUUUCAUACUCCCAAGUGCUCCUCUUGCCUCACCCAAGUAGUUGGAUGACAGGUGUCUGCCACUGCACCUGGGUCAGCUGGUGGCUUUUGAUAAUA
Messenger RNA from Urocitellus parryii (Arctic ground squirrel), 1909 nucleotides. It is a transcript of the gene Tmco6, whose product is annotated as transmembrane and coiled-coil domains 6. Gene Ontology annotation, biological process: protein import into nucleus. NCBI's taxonomy places the organism in Eukaryota, Metazoa, Chordata, Mammalia, Rodentia, Sciuridae. Gene Ontology annotation, molecular function: nuclear import signal receptor activity; protein binding. The record is from RefSeq and is a predicted model, not a curated record.